AUGUGGCUAGGGGACGAGUUGUCCAACCGAGAUACUGGCUCACCAAAACGCACAGCAGAAUCCUCAAUACUCGUGAGCCUAUGGCAAGUCCUACGCGUACAGACAACCCCGCUAAGGGUCUAUGAAACACCCCGUCAAGGGAGGCCGGGUCCCGAUAUAUCCAAGUACCCAAUGUUUCCAAGUAUCAAAUCCAAGUGUCUAAGUGCCGGGGAGGUACAUAGGGUAGUGCUAAAAUCAAUCCGGACUAACAUAAACCACAACCCAAAUCCCAUUCCAUAG
Messenger RNA from Prunus armeniaca (apricot), 279 nucleotides. NCBI's taxonomy places the organism in Eukaryota, Viridiplantae, Streptophyta, Magnoliopsida, Rosales, Rosaceae. The record is from the annotation of a GenBank genome assembly.